Messenger RNA from Drosophila subpulchrella, 766 nucleotides. Its product is annotated as respirasome Complex Assembly Factor 1. Lineage: Eukaryota; Metazoa; Arthropoda; Insecta; Diptera; Drosophilidae. Gene Ontology annotation, biological process: mitochondrial respirasome assembly. The record is from RefSeq and is a predicted model, not a curated record. The coding region runs from base 92 to 499 and encodes 135 amino acids. The transcript is spliced from 3 exons.
UUUCAGCUCGGCAAACGCGUUAGUCAUUUGAUAGUGAAAAAUUAAUUAACAAAAUAAUUUAAAGUGAAUUGGGUCAAAGCUGAAACAAAUAAUGGCCACGAAAACAAGUACAAUCGAGCGCAACGGCCACCCGGCCAAAUCCUCCACGCUGCGGGAAAUUUGCGCGCGCGCCAUCACAAAAUCGGAGUGGGAGGACAAGGAGGAGUUCCUGGACGUGAUCUACUGGUCCCGCCAGGUGUUCGGCAUUUUCCUCGGCGUCAUCUGGGGCAUAGUCCCGCUGAAGGGCUUCCUGGGUCUCGUACUAUUCGCCGGCAUCAGCUGCGGGAUCGUCUACCUGUACGCCAUCAACUUCCAGAACGUGGACGAGGACGCCUACGGCGGAGUUUGGGAGCUGGUCAAGGAGGGCUUUAUGACAUCGUUUGCCGGAUUCCUGGUCACGUGGAUCAUCUUCUACACGGGCCUGCACUACGACGAGAUAAUGGCGGCGAAAGGAUCCUAAUAGCACCUCCCAGCCAUAUCAGACCAGGAGCCAGAUCCGCCGAUCCCCACUCCUUAAGCCAGCUGCUCCUCCGACUUUUUUAUCCCCUUCGUACUCACUGUAGAUUGUUAAACUUUUAGCCAAUUAUGUUCAUGUAAAUGCAUUUCCACGGUGGCCAGUUGUCCCAGAUCUUUCCGUGAAAGAUCCUCCGGCCAGCCGCCCUAGUUGAGAACAAAAGAUACUAUAUAUAUUUGUGAAUGUCCAAAAUGCAGAAUGCGAUGAAUCAAC